GAGAGAACCUCCAUUGCAAGCCAAAGGGAGAGAGAGGGAUGGAGAACAAGAUGAAUAGCAUCACCAUCUCCUUUGUUCUCCUUUUUUGUUUCUCCUCCUCCCUUGUUAGGACUCAAUCAGAUUCUUGCUCUUCGCGGCUUAAAGUUAGCAACCUCAUCCCGUUCGACACCACUACCUUCCACUGCAUCUCUGCUUGGAAUGCACAAGGCUUCAUCCUCAGGUAUGCUCAGACUGGCCAGAACCUUUGGAGUUUCAUCCUUUCAGCCCCUGAUCCGAAUUCCUACAUAUCAAUUGGAUUCUCGAGCAACGGGAACAUGGAUGGGAGCAGUGCUAUGGCUGGAUGGACUACGCCGACGGGUGGUUCAGGGAUUGCAAAGCAAUACUAUUUGGGGGGAAAGAGCUCGAGCCAGUGUCCACCUGACCAAGGGAACUUACAGUUGGUGCCAAACAAGACAGUGGUUGUGUCACAAUCAUCACAGCUUUACCUAGCAUUUCAAAUAGAUGCCUCACAACCUAAGUCGCACCUCAUUUAUGCGGUUGGUCCGCAAGGGACUGUCCCUUCGUCGAGCUACUAUCUUCCAACUCACCAGAGCCAAACUUCUACUUCCAUUAACUAUGCCACAGGGGUGGCUACUAGUGCAGGAAGUGGAUUCUCAACUAAAAGAUGGCAUGGACUGUUGACAAUUUUAGGGUGGGGAUUACUGAUGCCUGUGGGAAUAAUUAUGGCCAGAUACUUCAAGCACUAUGAUCCUCUUUGGUUCUACUCCCACAUCUCGAUCCAAGGUGUCGGAUUUGUGCUUGGUUUGGCAGGCAUCAUAGCGGGAUUCAGCCUCGAUGACAAUGGUGUAUCGAAUGUCGACACCCACAAAGCCAUUGGAUACUGCAUCUUGGUUGGUGGCAUCCUCCAGGUAAUGGCAUUUCUUAUCAGGCCUGACAAAUCUUCAAAGAUCAGAAGGUAUUGGAAUUGGUAUCAUCACUAUGUUGGCAGGGGAGCCAUAGUUUUAGCAGUGGCUAACAUCUUCCUCGGCAUAUCCAUAGCUCAUGAAUCAGGUUCAUGGACAGUGGCUUAUGUGAUCUGUCUUAUCAUCUUGGUGAUCUGUAAUAUUGUUCUUGAGGUGAAAAAGUACUUGGCCAAAGAUGAUGAUCUGUAGAGAGGGAUAGAUCUGGUUCUUUGCAUUCUUAUCAGUUGUUGCUAGUGUUGCAGAGAGAUGUGCUAUUCUCUAUACUACACAUUUCACCUUUAGAUUCAUUAUACAUAUAGUUAUAUAAAUUGAUUUGUUUUGGUAGUGUUCAUACUUGCUGAUUCCUUCAGGAAAAGUCAUCUACUUCUGGGCAUGGUUUAUAUUACUGAAACAUGGCAUCAGACAAAUGAACAAAUAAAGAGUUUGGAUACAAAAGCUAUCAUCUAGAAUUCAGCAAAAGAAGAACAAGAAGACAAAAAAAACAGAGAGUGAACUUGCUAAACUAAAUUCAAAAAAUAUCUAAGGAUAAAAACCUGAUCAAAAGAGGAAGGAUGCCUGAAGAGAUGCUUUCUCCAAUGAAAUUAUAUCUUUGUGAAAUUUCUUUCUUGAGAUCUAGAUCUUUGUCGGCUUAUAUACUCUUCAAGUCAGGUCAAAAAAU
This is a messenger RNA of Zingiber officinale, 1620 nucleotides long. RefSeq names its product cytochrome b561 and DOMON domain-containing protein At3g07570-like. The coding region runs from base 39 to 1151 and encodes 370 amino acids. The record is from RefSeq and is a predicted model, not a curated record. Lineage: Eukaryota; Viridiplantae; Streptophyta; Magnoliopsida; Zingiberales; Zingiberaceae. The transcript has 4 exons.